Molecule: messenger RNA, 2396 nt
Organism: Atta colombica
Lineage: Eukaryota; Metazoa; Arthropoda; Insecta; Hymenoptera; Formicidae
Gene: mRpL55
Product: cystinosin homolog
Exons: 8
Coding region: 611-2023 (470 amino acids)
Biological process (GO): L-cystine transport
Cellular component (GO): mitochondrial large ribosomal subunit; lysosomal membrane
Molecular function (GO): L-cystine transmembrane transporter activity; structural constituent of ribosome
Source: RefSeq, a predicted model, not a curated record
CAAGUGGCAGUUGAGGCGCGGCGGUGCAUCGUGAGUCACAUGCUCAUUGUUGAUGUCGCGUUCCGUUACUCCUUAUCGCUUUUUUAACAAUUUUUAACUGCGAGAAUUUAUCGAGAUUGUGAUGGUGCAAAACGUCGCGUUCGCGUUCAUUGCCAUCGUUCUGGUACUCUUAUAAUGGAGAACAAUUGUGAAAUAAUAUCUACGAUAACGAACGGCACUCGUCAUCGACGUCGUCGUUAUCGUUCGACGCUCUGAUAGCCACAAAAAUUUGAGAUAUCUACGAAGAUCCAAGACGAUCUACCAAUCAUCGAGAUCGUCGACAAGUGGCACUUGUAACGAAAUGCCACAGCGCGUAAAAUGUUAUCAUAAAGCACGAAUUGUCGUGAUGACCUCGAACAUUUUGAGGUUAAACCCGCCGUUCUUCACAUACUUGCCACGUUCGUGCCAUCGGCGGGAGCCCUAACUCCUUGGAACCAGCCGCGCUGGACGCAAAAGAGCGCGAUAAUAAUGGCGUUCUUGCAACGAUAACUGUAUUAAUUGCUACCUCAUUGGAGGAGCGAUAAUAUCAACCUAAACGUGGUACGUUAUCUUGUUUCAGUUAUUGUGCAACAUGGCUUUGUGGCGAUACUCGUGGGUCUUGUUACUACCAGUUUUGACAUGUGUUCAGGGAGAUCAUGUCCUUAGGGCAUCAACACAGGAUUUAAAAAUACAACUCAAUCAGCAGAGCUCAUUCAACUUAUCACUAACGGAACCGUUAGAAUCUGAUAGCAGACCUGCAGUCGUUACGAUAGAUGUACAGCAUCCUGAUCUGCUAUCUACAAACCCAUCAAACUUUUCUAUUAUACCGGGAGACUCAAAAAUAGACUGGAUUAUUUAUGUUAAAGGCCUGAGCGCAGGUCAUUUGAUUGUUAGCGCUAAUGUAACCCCUAGUAAUAUCACGGAUUUCUCCCAAGCAUUUGUUAGAAUAACAAUAGAGAAAUCAGAUACAUUAUAUCACAUCAGUGCUGUGGUUGGAUGGAUAUAUUUUUUAGCAUGGAGCGUAAGCUUCUAUCCACAAAUCUAUAUUAAUUAUAAACGUAAAAGUGUUGUGGGUCUUAAUUUUGAUUACGUGUCACUAAAUCUUGUCGGUUUUCUUAUGUACGCACUGUUCAAUUGCGGCCUAUACUGGAUACCUGAGAUUGAGAAAGAAUAUUUCGAACGAUAUCCAAAAGGCUUGAAUCCUGUACAAAUCAAUGAUAUAUUUUUUUCGUUACAUGCAGUAUUUGCUAGUAUAAUAGUUAUCGGACAAUGUUUUAUUCAUGAGACUGGUAAUCAAAGAGUAUCAACGACUGCACGUAUUAUCCAUGGGAUAUUUGCGACUUUUAUACUAAUAUCUUUGAUAUUAUCUGCCAUGAAGACAAUCCAAUGGCUAGAUUUUCUCUAUUACUGUAGCUACGUUAAGCUUAGCGUAACGCUUAUUAAAUACGUACCGCAAGCAUUUUACAAUUAUAGGAGAAAAUCCACUGUCGGCUGGAGCAUAGGAAAUGUAUUUUUAGAUUUUACGGGUGGCAUUUUAUCAAUGCUACAGAUGAUACUCAACGCUUAUAACUAUGAUGAUUGGGAGAGUAUUUUUGGAGAUCCAACCAAAUUCGGUCUUGGAUUCUUUUCUGUGGCAUUUGAUGUAUUUUUCUUAAUUCAGCACUAUGUUCUGUACAGAAUGAUCACUUCGCUCGCACGAAUUGGCAACUCUGUGACUGUCUUGCAGAGAAGUUUUAAUUGCUGGACGGCGGCGAUAACGAAGAAGCACAGACCAAUACACGAACGAACGUAUCCUACAACACUCGUUUUUUCUGAUGGUAGUAGUAUAGAGAUCGAGUAUCAUGAGCCACGGAAGAUAAUAGUUCUACCGCUGAAUCUCGCGGAACUUACAGAGGCAGAACAGAAGCAGAGACUCGAAAUGCGUAAGCCGAAAAGUAAAAUAGUUAUAGUCGAAGAACUUGAGGAUAACUUCGAUGAAAAUAGAUAUCUCAAUUUUAACAAGUGAUUACUCAAAUCAUUUGAAAUGUACUAUAAAUAUAUUAUAAAUGUUAUUUGUGUGAAAAUAUGUAUUCAUUGAAACCUCUGAAGGUUUUAUUUUUUGUCUAAUGUAAUGUUUAUAGAUAAUUCUAUAUAUUCAUAGUAGAUAUUACUGUAAACUUUUGUAAUAUACUAAAAUAUAUCAUAAUUUAAUAACAAAUAAAUUUAAUUAUUUCUGUAAUUAUUGAACAGUACUGUAAAUUGUACUUAUGAUAAAAUAUAAUAUGUUACAUAUGAAUGUUGAACUGAUACAAGUGAUGUUCCAUAUAAAUACAGAUUUCCAAUCUUUAUAAUAAUACAAUAUAACAGCAUAAAAAAUAAAAUUCUACAUAACGCGAAAA